CAAGGAGAUAUGUGUGACUGGAAAUACGAAGACCUUGGAUAAUAGCUCUCAGUUUAUAGUUAUGAAUGCUAACUGGUUUUUUUGUUAUUCUUAUUCUCACUCUAGGUCGCUAAAUCAUCCAAAUUUACUAAGCCUACUGGGUACCCUGACAAGGCCACAUUCUACAAUGCUCAUUACUAAUUAUGUGCUGUGUGGACAGAACCUUUUGGCAUGAGGCCAGUAUGGCAGGAACAGCAUACCAGCCACACCAUCAUUUACAAAAGUUGCCACUUUAAAUCAGAUGCCUAAAUUUGAUCAUCUGUCUCAAAACAUACAGAAGGUUGUGGAAGUGUGCCUGUACCCUGUUGAAUGCAGAGCAAGCACAACCAC
Molecule: messenger RNA, 369 nt
Organism: Geodia barretti
Lineage: Eukaryota; Metazoa; Porifera; Demospongiae; Tetractinellida; Geodiidae
Source: the annotation of a GenBank genome assembly